This is a messenger RNA of Gongylonema pulchrum, 420 nucleotides long. NCBI's taxonomy places the organism in Eukaryota, Metazoa, Nematoda, Chromadorea, Rhabditida, Gongylonematidae. The record is from the annotation of a GenBank genome assembly.
GACAAAAAUUUUGGCAAAACAUUCCCAGUUGGUGAGGAUAGCUAUUUGGAAAAUCUCCUUCGAACCCUCAGAAUGGAUGAUAAACGUCUGGUGCUGAAUUAUAUCUUUUGCACUGCUCUGAACGAAGUUUUACCGCAACUUCAUUUUUUUCCAACCGUUUGCGAUGAUUCGGUCUCCUAUCUUGUGACACUUGCAUUCAAGGAAGUGGCCUACACCGAUCAUUCAACGUAUGGCUCGAAAUAUAACAGCUAUUUGAUGGUAACCGAACGAUUCACCGAAGUGCUUGGUGUUUUAUCACAUACACAUGGUGCGGUAAUUCAACGUGCCUUCAUGAAUGCCCUAAAUGAGCUGCGCAAGGAAAAUCCAAUAACGCCGUACACGAUGAAUUGCAUUAUUGCCCUCAGAUCAAAACAGAAGUGA